AUGAGUGUCGAGUCUCGAAAAGAGUACAUCUCGGCCUUGUACUGCUUAAAGGAUAAGCCAGCACAGACGAACCAAGACGACUUCCCAGGUGCUCGUACUCGAUGGGAUGACUUUGCCGUCGGCCAUCUGAUUAAUGUCAUGAGCGUCCAUCGCUCUCCGUGGCUGGCGGUCUGGCACAGACACUACAACUGGCGACUUGAGCGUGCUCUUCGAGAGGAGUGUGGUUACACUGGAGGCUUGCCAUACUGGCACUGGUCCAAGUACCUCGACCAAGACAUCAACACCUGGCCGCUUUUCGACGGUUCGGAGACCUCCAUCUCCGGAAAUGGCACGCAGACUGGACCGCAAUGCGCCUGUGUCGGAAGCGGGCCUCUCGCAAACUGGACAAUCAAUCUCGGACCGCAGGGAGAAGGAACUUGGGGAUGCAAACGAAACCCUCAAUCCGAUGGUCGCGAUGCAAAUGCCUUUGCCAGAUUGUUGGAGCUGGAAUCCCCGGGCACUCACAAUGCGCCCCAUCUUUUCAUGGGCGGGACACAGAUCGACGUGACGUUCUCUUCGCAAGAUCCUUGGUUCUUCUUCCAUCAUGCGAUGGUUGACUUCGUCUGGACGGUUUGGCAAAGUGUGGACUUCGACGCGAGAACGACGACGCUGCCGGAGCCUUCCAUAUUUGAUGAAAUGAGAAGUCAAGGAUGGGGUUUGCCUACACCGCGAGUCAGUCUCGACAGCCAGAUAUACCUUUCGCCAGUUUUCAACAACAUUACCGUGAGGGAAGCAAUGUGGACGACCAGGAAUCUGUACUGUUACAGAUAUGAGUGA
This is a messenger RNA of Zasmidium cellare ATCC 36951, 816 nucleotides long. RefSeq lists its product as uncharacterized. NCBI's taxonomy places the organism in Eukaryota, Fungi, Ascomycota, Dothideomycetes, Mycosphaerellales, Mycosphaerellaceae. The record is from RefSeq and is a predicted model, not a curated record. Gene Ontology annotation, molecular function: oxidoreductase activity. The transcript is spliced from 4 exons. Bases 1 to 816 code for a protein of 271 amino acids.